UCCAGCGCAUGCGCAAUUCUGCACCUAAAAGACUGGGGGCUGGGGGUAGCCCGGUGUCUGGAGCCACCGAAAUCCACUGGACCCCGGGGCCUGUGACUGUGCCGCGCAGUGGUGGUUCCACACAAGGUCCGGCCCGGCCCAGCCCAGCGAGCCGGCCGCUCUUUGCAUCCUAGUGAGGGCCGCUGGGCCUAAUGAUGGCUUCUAGGCGAGUCAGUAGGGAAACUUUUGAUGCUGUCCUACAAGAAAAGGUUAAGAGAUAUCGCAUGGACCACAGUGACGCCAUAGAAGACGCUCUCCAUCAGUUUAAGUCUCAAGGUCUUUCAAGGUCAAUCCCAAGAUCAAGAGCAGACAGAUAUGAAGACAGUUUUCAUGAUGAUGGAAGAUACUCUCAUGAUCCAGUACAUCCUCGUGACACUUGGAGAGAAGACCUCAGGGAUGAGGUAUUUCCUGGACCUUCAUUUAGAUCCAGCAGUCCUCCCAUGAGUGAAGAAAACUACUACCAGGAAGAUUUUGGCCGGGAUCGGGACUUUUCUCGUGCAGACUCUCAGGACCGGGACUUCAGCCGGGUUAGUUCCAGAGAUCGGGACUUUGGCCACCAAGACUUUAGUCAUUUUGGUUCUCAGGAUCCAGAGUUUAGCCACUCAGAGUCUUGGGAGCAUGACUUUGGCCACCCAAGUACCCAUGAACCUUCUUGGUCUCAUGAGAGUGACUUUGGUCCUGAAGUUUUGGGUGACUUUCGAUCACCUGGCCUUAUGGAGGAAGAGUAUGUGGACAUGGACAGUCAGGAGUAUGAGUUGGACUUUUCAGGUGAGGCAGAUUAUGAAUUCCAGCAGUCAGUGCCUAGGGGCAGGGGCUGGGUGCGCAGCAGGGGCCGUGGUGGCCGGGGUGCUGUUGGCACUGCUGACCGGGGUGGCAUUCUUCAGAGUAAGCGGGUGACCAGAGGUGCACUUAAAACCAAAGUCAUUAAAGGGGAUGUCAGGAAAAUUCCCACCCUAAGAAAAGUGAACGCUAAAAAACUGCCCCCUAUGGUUCCCUAUCGAAUUAUUCCAAAAACUCAAUGUACUAAUCCAAUAAGAAAAACUAUUCUGAGGCCUGAUCUGAGUCCUGGGGUCACCCAAAGGACCGAAGAUGUCCAGCGUCCUGUGCGAAAGACUCCGUUGCGCCCCAAUCAGAAGACUAGUAGGCUGCCUAGAGGAGAGGUCAGUUUUGACCUAGUUGACAAUUCGGACAUUUUUUCAACAUUUGGGAUAGAGAUAAUCAAAUGGGCUGGAUUUCAUAAGAUAAAGAGUGAUAUGGAAUUUUCACAGUUGUUUGCAGCUCUCUUUGAGUUAGAAACUGAAACCUGUGCGAAGAUGCUGGCCUCCUUCAAAUGUUCUCUGAAACCAGAGCACAGAGACUUCUGCUUCUUUACCAUCAAGUGUCUGAAGCACUCUGCUUUGAAAACCCCCAAAGUUGAUAAUGAGUUCUUGAACAUGCUCUUAGACAAAGGUGCUGUGAAAACCAAGAAUUGUUUCUUUGAAGUAAUAAAACCAUUUGACAAGUACAUGAUGAGGCUCCAAGACCGCCUUCUCAAAAGUGUUACUCCCUUGCUCAUGGCUUGCAAUGCCUAUGAGCUAAGUGUUAAAAUGAAGGGUUUUAGUAACCCUGCAGAAAUGGCAGGUGCCUUGGAGACAACCAAUUCCCUCUGUCGUAAAUCUUUGGCACUUUUGGGCCAAACGUUUUCCUUAGCUUCCACGUUCCGACAAGAAAAAAUAUUAGAAGCUAUUGGCCUCCAAGAAGUAGCUCCAAUUCCAGCAGCCUUCCCUAAUUUUGAUGAUUCGACAUUGUUUGGAAGAGAGUAUAUAGAGCAUCUAAAAGCCUGGUUGGAGAAAAGUGGCUAUCCCAUCCAAAUGAAGAGGGCGGAUACUGGCUCCACAGAAGGGGUGGCAAGUGUUCCUUCUCCAAAUUCAAAUAUGAUAGCUGAGGCUCUAAAUGGAGUUCCUCAGCGAGCAGACAGAAAGGUUGUUGAGACAAUUGAAAAAUUUGUGAAGAGUAUAAUUGAAGGCAACUUGUCCCCAAAAGAAAGAGCAACACUAAAGAAGAACCCUACUUAUUGGUUUUUAUCUGAUGAGGACAGUCUGGAGUAUAAAUAUUAUAAGCUGAAGUUGGCAGAAAUGCAGAGGAUAAAAGAGGUUAAAAAAGAUGAGGAACACCAGCCAACUUCCGAGGAAUGUGCCGUGAGAGCGAUGCUGUACGCAAGGAGGGUCCAGAGCCUGAAGAAGAGACUGGUUCCCCGGAAGAGGCUCGGGCUCUUCUCAUCCUGGGGGAUCAGCGGCUGGAAGAUGAGAAAAGCAACUGUGGGGACACAGACCGUACUUUCAGCAGGGACCGUGCUGAAGCACCAGGUCAGACACGCCCAUGGGGGGUUCCAGACAAAGUCUUCUGUGUCUGAUGUAAACUGCCCUGAGAAGAACUCGCCAUCAGAGGAACCUGGACCUCUUCCCUGUGACCCCAGCCCAGGACCUUUGACCUGCCCUCCAGGAGCUGCUGAGACUGAGGCCUCUCCUGCCUUGCCUGAGUCACCCCAGACUCCCCCACCUUCCCAGUUUGCCAGUGUUGAUGCUAAGACAAUGGAUACUGCUGAGAAACUAGCUAGAUUUGUUGCUCAGGUGGGACCAGAAAUUGAACAAUUUAGUAUAGAAAACAGCGCAGACAACCCAGAUCUGUGGUUUCUACAUGACCAAAAUAGUCCUGCCUUCAAGUUUUAUAGAAUGAAAGUGUAUGAACUGUGCCCUUCUAUUAAUUUCACAAAAAACCCACCAAACCUCAAAGCUGGAGAGGGUAUGAAAUCUGGGAAGGCUUCAGAUCAUGGGGAAGAAGAGGAGCAGGAGGAAGGGCUUGAGGGAGAACAUUCUCAACAAGGGGCUGGACUAGAGUUAGAACUGGGACCUGAGGAAGAAGAAGAAGAAGAAGGUCCAGAAGAUGACACGACCUCCAGAAUUGGAGAAGAAGCUGGUAGAGCGUCUCAGUCAGAGGGGAUCCCCUUUGAGGAGGCACAGACCACGGGAGCGGAGGGCGAUGGUGCCACUUUAGCAGCUCUGUCCCAGUCCUCUGCUUCGAGUGCCUGUUUCCCUCGAAAGAGAAUCAGCAGCAAAUCACUAAAAGUUGGCAUGAUCCCGGCUCCCAAGAGGGUGUGUCUUAUAGAGGAACCUAAAGUUCAUGAACCUGUGCGAAUUGCUUAUGACAGGCCCCGGGGACGCCCCGUGUCCAAGAAGAAGAAACACAAAGACUUGGAAUUUGCUCAGCAGAAACUGACUGACAGGAAUGUGGGUUUUCAAAUGCUUCAGAAGAUGGGCUGGAAGGAGGGAUAUGGCCUGGGCUCACGUGGGAAAGGAAUUAAGGAGCCUGUAAAAGUGGGAACUACCUCUGAAGGGGAGGGCUUGGGUGUUGAAGGGGAAGAAAAUAACGAAGAUACAUUUGAUGUUUUCCGUCAAAGAAUGAUACAAAUGUACAGGCAGAAACGAGCAAGUAAAUAGGUUUGCAGAAGAAAUGUGUUACAGGCUGGAAACGCCGAUGUUUGACAAAGCUGCUGCCCUACAGGCUUUCUGGUGAUUUUUAGUUCACUUUGACAAUGUGCAAAGGGAUUUUCUUUGGCACAGUGAACUCAGAAGUUAAUGUUACCCACCUACUAGUUUGCCAAGCUUCAGCCUUGCACGUGCUGCACAGGCUGACAGUCUAGGUGCCAGCUUACCUGGAAGAGACUCCUUUUGACUUGCAGAAUUCAUUCCGUCGUUUUGCCAAGGUUUUGUCUCACCGAUGAAGAAGGCCUGCAUCAGAGCCCAUAAAGGAAACGAGAUGAUUCCGUAGUCAGAAGAAGACCAUUCCAAACAUUUUCCUUGUCUAAGUUUAAUUAGUGCUGACAUUUUUUUCCAUUUCAUUUUCCUAUUCUUUUUCAGAUGCCUUCUUUUUUUCCCACCUAUUCCCCAGCCAGACUUUGGACAAAAUAGUUGUCUUCAAGGAACAACCAGGCAACAUUGAUUAAAGAUAUAGCCCCAAGGUGGUGAAUCUUGAAAGCUUUUUUUGCUGAUCUGCAUUAACAGCAGAGCCAGUGUAUCCCUGUGGAUGGGCAUAGUGAAUGCAUAUACCGAAGGAAAUUUCUGUCUUUGUUGCGAAGAUUGUUUUUUUGGGGAAAAAACCCUAAAUUUCCAGAAUCCUUUUUGUUUAUUUGUUUUUAACCUUUGUUUAAAGCUCUUUUAAGCACAAGUCUUUUUCAAGUCUUUUCAUGGUUUCCGUUUUUGCUCCUUGGGGAAGCAGAAAUGAACUAAAUCAGUUUCUUCUUGUCCUACCAGAAGGUAGCACUAAAAUGAAAUUCAAAAUAUUGAAAUGCCCAUUCUCAGAUAUCCUAUCUUGUGUGCUUAAAAAAAAAAAAAAUGCAGUUGUUUCUGAUCUGAUUGAACAUCCAUUGACCUCCAGAAGCUCUGUCAGCAAACCUGUCCUUUGCUUAUGAGACCAAAUGUAACCCAGGAAUGAUUACAAAUCUUCCUUUCUAAUUGCCUUUCUGAAUUUCAGUAGAAGACAAAUUACAGUGCCAAAGCAGAAGUUCUUCAGAAGACUCGGAAGUCUUUGGACUCGACAAGUGUGUUUACUUGUGGGCAAAUCUUAUAACUUUUCAGUGUGUCUUAGACGUAGUACGGUUCUGCAGUAGUCUUAGAUACCUGUGUUCAGUGGGGAACAGUCCAUUAGACUGCUUACCUUCUUUCUCCCCAGUUGGCAAGGGGCCUAAGAAUUCAUAGAUUGUGCCACAGUCGUUAAAAAUAAACAAAAAACAUACACUUUUGUGUCCUGCCCAUUGCCUCUUCUGUGAUGUAUUUUGAAACUAGUAAGAACUCUUCCCUUUUUUGCAUGUGUAGCAAUGGGUAAAGGAUUAUUUUAUUACAGUCCUUGUGAGGGAAAGAGAAAAAAAAAUAAUCCUGUCUUGGAAUUUCCAGUGCAUCUGUUUCUUAUUUAAAAGACUACACAGCAGUCUUAAUCUAUCUGGCACCACAAUUCUUAUACCUACAUGCAGAAUUCUUAAGCUACCAGAAAUUAAGUCCUUUAUGAUAAAGUGUCAGUGUUGAAGUUUUAAACAAGUGUUAAAAUGCAAGACAGCUUGGGAUCCUCUUCAGUAAAUUAUCACAGCUGUCCUGCUGAUUCAUCUGUAAAGCUAGAGGACUGAGCAAUCACUUCUCUUAGGAGAGUGACAGAAAAGAGAGAACUGUCUUCGUUUUGGGUUCAUUAAAGAAUCAUUGCUUCCCCAAAGCAAAAAACAAAAACACCUUCCAGCUGUGAUGACCAGGUUUCUUUUAUUACCUUGACUGUCAGUAAUGCCACUAAGCCAGGCCCCCAGGAAUGUAAUACCAUGAUACUUUGCCAGGCUGGACCCUCUUUUCCAGAUGCUCUCUUGAAAUUGAUCCAGCUGCCAAAGCAAAAUCCCAAUAGGUAUGCAGUGUGUUCAGUCUCACUGGUACGGUGGUAUCUUCUUGUGCCACCUGGCAGAUGCCUCUGCCUUUCGACACAGAGGAGUUUAAAGUAUCUUGAUUCAAGACCCAAAAACAAUUCUUACUUUUCCUUUGCGAUUUGGUUUGGAGAUGCCAAGGAGUUCAGCCCAAAAGAUGAAUGAACAAGCCUCCUUCAAAAAAGUUUAACAAAACAUUGGGCUGCACAGCUACAUUACAAGAAUCAAUGUAGGCUUCUUUGGGAAAUUUGGGAAUAGCAAGAAUUUAUGUGGCUUUUUCUGGACCCUUAAUACAGAGGUGCAUUCCUUGCACCUUUUUCUUAAUUUAUUCUUAAUUGGCCAUUGUAUUGACGAAUUAAUAAUGGUCUUUUGAAAUUAGACAUUCAUCAGUUGUGGUCAGUUUUCAAGUGUGGCUUUAUGGAAGCAAUGUGAUUGGUCUCUGAAAACAUUUUUCAUACUCCCUCAAUAUGGGUGUAGCUCUUUGCAGCUCAUCCACAAGAGCCUUUGAUGCUAUUAUUGCCACUUCACCUCUUCUUCCAUAUUGACUUCUUGGAAGCACUUUCAUUCUUUCAACUAGUUAAGAGUUCUGUUUACAGUUAAGCGAGUAUAAAUCAAGAGUGUGGCUUCCCAUGUUGGGGCAGUCCCACUUUCUCAGCCACCUAGAUCCUAGUCAUUAUUCUGGGAAUGUUUUGGUUUGAGCUGAGACAGAUGGUACAGUACCAUUUUGGUGUACAUGAAAAUAACCUAUAAAGACUCAGGUUAUAUUCCCUCCUGAUUGCAAUUCAUUGGAAAGCAAUUUGCUGGAGUAUAACACACUCUUGGAAAGAAAUGUGAAUUGUGGUUCUUAAGGGAGUCUUAAACUGCUGUCCUGGAUAAUUGUGGUAUGGUCGGUCUUUCUUGUACCAAACUUCUGUUUGGGGCAAGAUGCCAGACGAGCGGCACUGGUACUAAGAUUCUAGUGUGGCUCAUGUCGGGUUCCCCGUACUCCCUUUGUUUUGCUGAGAACGGCCCGCCUCUCCUUUAUGAAAGGAAUCUCCCCCCUCCCCCCGCUCUACUCUGCUUCUGCAGGCUGAAUUGAAAAUGCGGUACAUAAGAUGUUGCACAAAAACACUACUUUGUUAAAGUUACUAGUUUCUUUUCUGUUAUUUUAGUUUCCAGGGUCUCUUCGUGAAGGCUGCAAGCAUCAAUGAAAAUUUUAACUUACUUCCAUGGUGUGUUUACUGUCUCUUGGUUUGUUUUUAUCCUGGGUAAUCUUGUAGUGAAUUUUAACAUGUUCCAUGUAAAUUGACAGUGCUAAAGCCUAGAAGAUGCUUGUGAUGAUGGAAGUUGGAUUUUUUUUUUAGUUGUGAACAUUGUUAAUCUUUUAGCAGCUAUAAUAAAUGUAGAGAGAAAACAUU
Molecule: messenger RNA, 6870 nt
Organism: Vombatus ursinus (common wombat)
Lineage: Eukaryota; Metazoa; Chordata; Mammalia; Diprotodontia; Vombatidae
Gene: SUGP2
Product: SURP and G-patch domain containing 2
Exons: 11
Coding region: 192-3515 (1107 amino acids)
Biological process (GO): RNA processing
Cellular component (GO): nucleoplasm
Molecular function (GO): RNA binding
Source: RefSeq, a predicted model, not a curated record